ACCCUCGCACACUCGGGUGAUUGUCUUCCUGGUUUUCAUAUUCAUCGAUAUCGUCCAGUGUUCAUUCCGCAGCGGGUACCAAAACAAACGGUGCUGUGGGUUUGCUCAAUCACCAGCUUUCUUUGGAAGACGUUGGCUCGACGAGAUGUUGAUGAGUGGGUCGUAUAUUCGCAGCUUCUAGGCCCCGCUUUCGUUGGUAAAAUGCCAACUUCUUGCUCCAUCAAACGUAGCUUUUAGUGGUGGAGCAAGGGUAGAAACGAAGCGUUGGUGUCAUGGCGCUGUGGACGGGAGAUGCUGGAGUUUAAUGAUCCCUGGAUUGGUUUGGACGAGUGCCUGAUGUCAAAGAGGAGAGUAAGAGGAGUGCGGGAAAUUUGCUUCCUCCGACAUUUAUGCUCGUGCACAUAUCUCGCAUCUUAAACGUUCAGCUCUUUGGACUUAGCUGUGUUGCGGGUUUCAUGGUUCUAAUCACGUCAAAGCAGUUGGAAUUGUGAGGACUUGCUGCGAGUGUUAAGGCAGUACAUUUUAUCCCAAUUUCUAUUGUUACAUCAUUCUAUCCACUAUCAGGGACUGGCAGUUACUUCAAAAAUCCUUUCACAGUUUAUUUUAGUCGUGGGCAAGAUUUAGCCCUCGAAUGUGUUGAUGGAAACUCGGAGGAUUUCACGGCGCUAACCUUAGAUUCAUUGAUGCACUGGUUUGGACGUAUUGGAUCUUGAAGCCAGCUGAAAGGGCUGCAAUGGGACAGUAAUGUGUUUAGAAGGGGACAGGGGGGCUCAGGCAGUUCGUUUGUUGAGCUGGUGAUGGCUGGGGAUCAGAGUUUAUUCGGGGAGUAACCUGGUGACUAAACAGAGACUUUGUAAGCUCUGGCAGGCUCGUUUUGUCCUACGGGGGUGAAUUUUUGAAAUUCUUCAAAAUGAAGUUGCAUGUGCACGUACUGGAGGCUCGAGACCUUGCAGCUCGAGACCCAAAUGGUCUAAGUGACCCUUUCGUACGCUUGCAAUUAGACGCCACAAAGACGAAAACGGCUGUAAUUCCGAAAAAUCUGAAUCCAGCUUGGCAUGAAGAAUUCUUCUUUAAUGUGGACGAGACUCAUGAGGAGCUACUGCUAACGGUUUGGGAUGAAGAUCUCAUUACUCAUGACUUCUUAGGUCAGGUAAUAAUCCCAAUCAGCGACAUUAUGGCUGCAGAGAAGAUGACUAUCACGAGAAAAUGGUAUACUCUUAAAAAACGCAGCGAAAAAUCCAAAUUCCCAAUCACUGGCGAGAUAAUGCUUAGUCUCAUUUUGUUUGGGAAAGAUGUGUCGUCCGGUCCAAGACUUCAAAGAUGGAUUCCAGAAGAGAAACAUUUACCUAUUGGUUCGCCUCGUCAUGACGAUUCCGCAUCUUUGAUCUCGCCCACAAGUUCCAUGGAUUUGAGUGACUUUUCGACAGAAGUUUCCAGCCUUCCGGAUUUACCGGGAUCUCCAAGCUUAAGGGGAUCUUGGCCUAGUGGUUUUGGCUCAAACUAUGAUGAAGACCCUUCAAAAGAGCAAAAUAAGGCUCCCAAGACCUUUGCAGAUAGACUUAAUGUUCUUUUCAAUAAGAAAGGGAAACCAGGAGUUGAUGAGCCUUCUAAAUAUGGUGGGGAAGGAUCAACGACGUCACAUCCAAAAUACAGUGACGAAGGUUCUGUAGAUGGUUUGGAUGGGUUUCCAGAUGAAUGCAGUGACGGUGAUGUUGAUACAUUGGUGACUUCGUACUUUGACGACGACGGCAAGAGUGUGGAGGCGUCACCCGAAGACUUUCCUCCCCCUUUGGCCGGUGGAGUUGUGUUAGAUCAAAGAUAUGCCGUCAGUUCUAAAUUUCUGAGCGCGCUGAUUCUCAAGGCUGGUUCCCCAUUUGUUCAAGAGCUUUUAACUGUACAAAAGACAACCGAGUAUAUUGAGGGGCCUUGGAAGAGUGAACAAAGCGGUGCAAUUCAACGAGUUGUUACAUAUAUGAAAGCUGCAACGAAAAUGAUAAAAGCAGUGAAAGCCACUGAGACACAAACAUGCAGGCGUCAAGAUGAGAAGGGUUUUGUUGUUGACGUCUCCUGUGCCACUCCGGAUGUACCAUAUGGUGGCUGUUUUGUGGUUGAACUUCAGUUUUGCAUAUUGGCGGGACCAGAUCAACCCUCAAAUGAGAAAUCUUGUAGAUUGCAAAUAUCGUGGAAACUCAAUUUUCUACAAUCCACAAUGAUGAGAAGCAUGAUUGAGAACGGUGCUCGUGCUGGUAUCAAGGAAACUUACGAAGUAUACCGACAGGUCUUAGCUAACCAUGCGAAAUCUGUUUCUGAAGAACCCUCAGAAGGAAAAUUAUUAUCUGCCCCCAAGCAGGAAGAAAAACCACUGAGUGAUUGGGAGUUAGUAAGAGGCUACUUCGGAAAAUUACAUGUCCUGCUGGCUUUGUUGUCCCUAACCAUUGUGCUUUUGCACAUAUGCUUUGCAUCCCCUACUUUAAGAGCUACUCUUAUACGGUGGGGCUUGGACCUUCCCGAUACUAUGUCGGAGCUGCUCUUCACAGCCAUUGUGGUUUUGCAAGUUGAGAGGGUUGUUAAAAUGACGCAACAGUUCGUUCAAGCACGAUUUUGGCAAAGUGGAGAUCAUGGAGUGAAGGCUCAGGGUGACGGGUGGCUAAUGACUGUGACGUUGAUUGAAGGAGUGGAUCUGAGUCCUAAUGAUAAUAAGUUAGCCAAUCCGUAUGUUGUCUUCACUUGCAGUGGCAAGAGACGCACAAGUUCUGUGAAACUGAGAACUCUCAAGCCACGUUGGCGUGAGAUUUUUGAGUUCGAUGCCACAGAGGAUCCUCCUUCAACUAUGGACGUCGAAGUCUUUGACUACGAUGGGCCUUUCUCUGAUGCUGAAUCACUUGGUCAUUCGGAGAUCAAUUUCUUGAAGCAGAGUCCUGAUGAGCUGGCCGAUUUUUGGCUCCCGUUAUCCGGGAAAAACGCUCGAACGCAUGGGUCUAAGUUGCAUCUUCGAGUUUUCCUGACAAACACAAAACAAUCGGAUGCUUUACCUCAGUACCUUGACCGGGUUGAGAAGGAGCUUGGAACCAAGGUUGUGGUGCGUUCUGCCCAGAAGAAUGGCUCAUUUCAGAAGCUGUUUGCGCUUCCAGCUGAAGAGUUUCUCAUCAAUGACUUCGCGUGUGCCAUCAAGAAAAAGUUCCUUGUACAGGGACGUCUGUUUCUGUCACCCAGAAUGUUGGGUUUUUACUCGAAUCUCUUUGGUAUUAAGACCAAGUUUCAGUUCAUAUGGGAAGACAUUGAGGAGAUUGUAGAGACGCCUGGAGUUAUGAAUCCCUAUAUAGUCAUGUACUUGCGUAAGGGCCGAGGUCUUGAUGCCCACAAUGGAAUGAGAGGUGUCUGUCCAAAUGGCCGUGCGAAGUUUUACUUUUGUUCAUUUGUCAAGCCUGUGACAGCUUUCAGAACAAUCUCAGCUCUAUGGAAGAACAGGAAGCUGAGCCCAGAGCAGCAACUGGAACUUGUUGCCAAUGUACAAAGGAAGCACCCUGAGAUCGAGAGGCUGGGAGACGACACAGAUUCUUUUACAGGGAUGGAGGAGGCCCACUUGUAUCAUGUUUGUUCCUUUGAUAUUCCUCUAACGACGGAUUCUGUGAUGAUACUCUUUGAUAAAGGGAAAUUGGAGGAGGUUGUUGCGGAGAGAAUGGGCUAUGUAAAUUAUGAAAGCUCAUCUUGGGAGCGUGUUGAUAAUCAGCCUGGUGUUCAACGCCGGGAGAUUAGCUACCAACUGAACCGACAGAUUAGUCAGUUUGGAAGCAAAAUUUCUUGCGUUCAGCAGAAGACUAGUUCAGAUAGCUCGAAGGUUUUCGUAAUUGACGAGGUUCUCACUCUUCACGAUGUACCUUUCGGUGACCACUUUGAGGUCCAAGUGAAGCGAGACAUUGAAACAACUUCCACAAAUCCACCGAGAAGCGCCGUGAAAGUGUCUGUAGGAGUGGCAUGGCACAAGAACACAGAGUUUAAGAAGAAGAUCACUAAAAACGUUCUCGACCACAUGGCGAAAGAGAUCCGAGAGGUAAUGAACAUCAGUGUGAAAGAGGUGAAGGCACAUGCUCAAGACAAGAAAAGUGCAGCUGAUCGGUCCAACCGUGGUUCAUAAGCUCAUUGCUAAGGUCCGAGUUUUUUCAGACAACCGCUCAAGCAAAAUGCACGGAUGUGGUGAUUUGUUUACAACGCUCAGCUCCACCGCUAAAAAACUAACUCUGCAAAAAGACGUCUAUGGUCAAGGAAGGAUUGCAGAACUUGAUCAUUUGAACCAAGUAGAAAACUCCUACCUAUUCUCUGGAGUGAAGAUUGGCGAUCAGUUUUGCGUCUACAAAACCAAGACACUGUAUUACAGAUCAUCCUGAACACUAGGUGUACAAAAGCGUUUUGAUUAUGUUCAGUUUGUGGAGCAGCAAACUAACUGAUAAUAUGAAGUGGGUGUCAUAGGAAAAAUGGACUCCGAAACAGUUUUCUGAAAUUCGAUUUCAUUUGUACAAUAAAUAUUGGAGAUGGAGAGAAAGACACCCGAGGUGGAACAUGAUUCUUUGUUUCCAUGAGUUUGUAUCACAACUAGGGAAUUUCAGGAACAAUAAUAUGCGGAGAAUAAGGAAGAAUGGAUGGAGUCAUUGUGGAUUCACUAUCCAACAUGUGGAAGUUGUUAGGUUCCUCACGUAAUUAUCCAAUUAUGUUCAAAAUUAAAAAAAAGAUUGUACCUGA
Messenger RNA from Physcomitrium patens, 4737 nucleotides. RefSeq names its product C2 and GRAM domain-containing protein At1g03370. Lineage: Eukaryota; Viridiplantae; Streptophyta; Bryopsida; Funariales; Funariaceae. The record is from RefSeq and is a predicted model, not a curated record.